AUGCGCCGCCACAAUGACGGCGGAGCGGUUGUGGAGUGGUUCGUUCCCUCGCAUGACGACAUCCGGCGGGAGAAUGUCCGGGAGUGGCUGUUGUGGGCGCUGUUCUCCUCGACCCUGGAACAUGCGUCGCCCGAGUGGGACGGGGAGAUCGAGGAGUAUCUGGAUCUGAUUGAACAGGUGCUGGGUAGGAAGCUUGCUGAAGGGAGAGGGCCUGUGAAGAGCAUACGACUCUCGUUUGACGAGGUUGAGUUUGCUUAUCGACCGUUGGUGUGGUAUAUGGCGAAUCGUGGCGCUCGUGGAUACCAGUACAUCACUCAUCCUUCUCAGUCUGGGAUUCAAGCACUAUGCCCCUUCUCGCCCCAACACUUCGUCUUCCCCCCUCGGAUCUUGUUAUGGAUGUUCUCUAGGCCUGGGGUCACACCUCACUAUUCAUAUUGGUUCCGCCCCGGGCGACUCAGUCACAAGCGCGAAUCGUUCGUUUUUUUGCAUGGAAUUGGUAUCGGGCUGCACCCAUACCUUCCAAUGCUACGAGAGAUCGUCAAAGCGGACCCGUCCCGAGACAUCCUCCUUGUAGAAUUUCUGCCUGUCAGUAUGCGCAUUACUGGUCCUAUGGCGUCUCGUCAAUGUACCGUAGAAGCGAUGAACGACAUCCUUGAUAGCCUCGAACUGAGGCAGGUCGUUCUCGCUGCCCAUUCGUACGGGACGUUUCUCGCUGCGUACAUCGUGGCCGAGCCAGCCGAAGAUGGCCCUGUCGAUGAUCCAUGCAAGGACCUCAAUGACAAAGUGGUUUCGCUCGUCCUGAUCGAUCCGAUCCCGAUUCUCUUGCACCUUCCAACAGUCACCUACAACUUCCUCUACCGCUCUCCUCGGCGGGCAAACGAAUGGCAGCUAUGGUACUUCGCCAGCAGCGAUGCCGACGUGACAAGAAUGCUGAGGCGGGGAUUCUUCUGGGAGGAGGGUUGUCUAUGGCGCGAGGAUCUGGAGCGAUUCAUCGGCGAGGGCAGCUCUCGCCGCCAAGUUUCCGUUGUGAUAGGUGGUGCGGACCAGAUCAUACCCAGCGCUGCUAUCAGAGAGUAUCUAUCCGACGGUUCAGAUGAUUGGGUCUCCAACGCUGGUCCCUCGGAACGAUGGGCAAACAGCGAUGAGACUCUGCAAGUGAUCUGGUUCCCCAAUCUCGACCACGCGACCGUUUUCGAGACAAAGGAACGGCGAAAAGUCCUGAUGCGAGUCUUAGAUCCAAAACCUCGUUUUACGGUACUGUCACUAGCUAGAUAUACACGGUAGGAUUAUCAUAUAUUAUUGUACCUUA
Molecule: messenger RNA, 1309 nt
Organism: Mycena citricolor
Lineage: Eukaryota; Fungi; Basidiomycota; Agaricomycetes; Agaricales; Mycenaceae
Source: the annotation of a GenBank genome assembly